AUGCCCUCCGCCAAAGUAAUCUCUCUUUCUGAGCUCAAGAGAUGGGUCACGUCUUCUGUCUCACGCAUGAAGACGGUUGUUGGAGGUAACGGCAUCGCAGGGUUCAGAGCUGCACCAACUCGGUCCGGGAACAACGAUCAAAAGAUUAGCAGCCAAUUAGACUAUGGGAAGAAGUUCGUGAAGGAUGGAAAGACCUAUCAGCGGCUGAAUUGGCAGCUCAACAAAGAUGCGGAGAACUCAACACUGAAGAAACUCGCCCAGCAAGAUAGUCAUUAUGUUUGGUCCACUGCUGAUGUUGAAGUCGUCGAGAACCCAUCAGAUGACCAAGCGAAGACUGCAACAGAGGACGUCUUUAAUCAGUUGGAACGCAACAUAACCCAGAAAUGA
This is a messenger RNA of Lindgomyces ingoldianus, 387 nucleotides long. RefSeq lists its product as uncharacterized. Bases 1 to 387 code for a protein of 128 amino acids. The record is from RefSeq and is a predicted model, not a curated record. The transcript has a single exon. Lineage: Eukaryota; Fungi; Ascomycota; Dothideomycetes; Pleosporales; Lindgomycetaceae.